UUUCCCCGAUUUUCAGUCCUCCGAUCGCAGUUUAGUCUAGCAACUUGGCUCAGUCGCAGUCCGAAUUCCAAAUCUGUCGCGACAGUAAACGCGAGUGCGGAUCAGAUCAGUCUGUAAGGUUUAUGCCCAAUUUGACGCUAAUUUCAGCUGACUGCUGUUAGCCAAAUAAAAGUGCGCGAGUGUGUCUUUGCAUUAAAAAGUCCCGAUUUCGGUGCUGUGAUUGCCCCUUCAGUUGACUGCGACAGUUGCAGAUAAGAGGUCGUUUGAAAAACCAUGACCAUCAAGUGCGCCCAGCUGGUGGGCCUAUUGGCCCUGCUAAUGGGCGUGGCCAGCGUCAUCGAUCCCACCAUAAAACGAGACUUCCCGGGUCCGUACUGCGAAAUGCGCAACACCUGCUGCAAGGAACGGCACGAUGGCUGUUCGCUACCCAUCGCUAACACUCUUUGCUACUGCGAUGAGUUCUGUGACCGCGACGACUCGAGCGACUGCUGCCCGGACUACCGCUCCUUCUGCUUCGGGGAGGCGGAUCCGGUGGUCGCCUGCCUGCACGAGGGCACCUACUUCACCAAGUUCAACACCACGUUUGACAACUGCAACGAGUGCCGCUGCCUGGACGGCGGCCGGGUGCAGUGCGACACGGACCUGUGCCUCACCGACGACGAGCUGAUCAACGGCGUCAACUCCAUCCACCAGCUGGGCUGGUCUGCCCGCAAGUAUCCAGAAUGGUUGGGCCGCAAGUACGCCGAGGGUCUGCGUCUGCGUCUGGGCACCAAGGAGCCCACGUAUCGCGUGAAAUCGAUGUCCCGCCUGAAGAACCCAGCCGACGGUCUGCCCCGAUCCUUCAGUGCCGUGGACAAGUGGUCCAGCUACAUUUCGGAGGUGCCCGAUCAGGGCUGGUGCGGUGCCUCCUGGGUGCUGUCCACCACCUCGGUGGCCAGCGACCGGUUCGCCAUCCAGAGCAAGGGCAAGGAAUCCGUCCAGCUGUCCGCCCAGAAUAUCCUCUCAUGCACGCGCCGCCAGCAGGGCUGCGAGGGCGGACAUUUGGACGCCGCCUGGCGCUACCUGCACAAGAAGGGCGUGGUCGACGAGGGCUGCUAUCCGUACACCCAGCACCGCGACGCCUGCAAGAUCCGCCACAACAGUCGCUCGCUGCGGGCCAACGGCUGCCGUCCGGUGGGCAACGUGGACCGGGACGCCUUCUACACCGUGGGCCCGGCCUACAGUCUCAGUCGCGAGUCCGACAUCAUGGCCGAGAUCUAUCAGUCCGGCCCCGUCCAGGCUACCAUGCGGGUGUACCGCGACUUCUUCGCCUACUCGGGCGGCGUCUACCGCCAGACGGCGGCCAAUCGUGGAGCACCCACUGGCUUCCACUCGGUCAAGUUGGUUGGCUGGGGCGAGGAGCACAACGGCGAUAAGUUUUGGAUUGCGGCCAACUCGUGGGGCCCGUGGUGGGGCGAGCACGGCUACUUCCGCAUCCUGCGCGGCUCCAACGAGUGCGGCAUCGAGGAGUACGUGCUGGCCUCCUGGCCCUUCGUCUACAACUACUACAACGUGAAGUCGGCCUAAUGGGACGGCCUACGCCUCGCACCGAGCAAUCUCGAGCUAUAGCUAUGCAGAAACGAAAACAAAUUUAUCUCAUGCUUCAAAAUUUUCCAUUUGCUAAAUAGCACUCAAAGUGAAUUAGGCGCUUCUAUCUGUAAUGUUUAUGCUUAGAACCUAGUGACUAAAACCGAUUAGCUUUAAGUUGCGCAAACGCACCAUGUUAACUGCCCGCAGUACCAGGCCUGUCCCUGUCCCUAACCACUUUUCUCACCCACUAACUGGUCUCGAAGCAACACGAAACUGCCACUAAACCACCGCUCCAUCCCCCCAAAAA
Molecule: messenger RNA, 1876 nt
Organism: Drosophila gunungcola (fruit fly)
Lineage: Eukaryota; Metazoa; Arthropoda; Insecta; Diptera; Drosophilidae
Gene: Swim
Product: tubulointerstitial nephritis antigen-like
Exons: 4
Coding region: 274-1566 (430 amino acids)
Biological process (GO): proteolysis
Cellular component (GO): lysosome
Molecular function (GO): cysteine-type peptidase activity
Source: RefSeq, a predicted model, not a curated record